CCCCCUUCUCUGGGAUUAUAUUCCCAGUUUUGAUCUCGGACAUCUGGUCACUUAUAGCAUAUAAGAAUAUUAUAUUACUGUUAAGCAAACUAUGAAUAAUAAAACACGUGUCCUUUAUCUUAGCUACACGUAUGACAAAAAACCGCGUGAAAAUCAGUGGUGUUCAGUGAGGUAAAAUGAAUUAAAUGCGGUGACAGUUCAUUGCUCCUGUCAAAUGAAUUGCACUGAGUGGAGCGGAUCACCACUCCAAGAUGGCGGCCCCGCGUCUCGUCAGGCCCAGUAGGCAGUAGCGCUCGAGGCUGCGUACCCUUAUAAGAUGUCUAUGAUCAAUACUGCCAGUCACAAGUAGCUGGGGAAAAACGUAUAUAUACUUAAUAUGUCAUGCAUUUAUGAAGUGUUAUGAACUGUUACAGGUGUAUCCAAUAAUAAUGGUAAUAUCAACAAUGGAAAUUAAUGGAAUGUGGGGAUGAAACCGGGCGGGGCGGAAACGGAAAGUGACGUCAGACACCACCCGGAUCACCUGUCAGCCGAAUCGUUUUGCUGCGGAGCCUCGAUCUACUUGGAGAAAAUCCUCAUUUUUGACCUUUUUGUGGAUGUAUAAUUGGCCUGUGGAGAACUGGGACGAACAGAGACACUUCGGAGGACUUGAGUUGCGUGGUACCGAGCACUAGAGGGCAGUGUUGAGUGGAGAACCUCGGAUCUGCACUUCCCGCUGCCGCCAGCAGGGGGAGGGUGUUCUGCUGGUGUUAACUGAUGAGAGUGAGCCGCGGGCUGGAGGACGUCAAGUUCCAAGCAGACCAACGAGCUGUGAGCACCAAGACGGACCUUGGAAACAAAAAGAGGAGAAUCAUUUUUAUGUGUGGAAAAAAAUCUCAAUUUUUCGUGGCUUUAACACAGCAAGGUGCUGCGGAACUGACCCACUCUCCUCUUGGUUGUUAUUCUCACGGAUGAUAGAGGGAACAGAAAAGCAUCUUUACAUCUCUGGUUACCAUAGCGACAUGGGAGACGAGGCGUCCAACACUUUGUAAGAUGUUUCCUCAUCACAGAGAAAGAGAGCAGCCCAUCUUCAGCACUCGGGCGCAUGUCUUCCAGAUCGACCCGGCCACCAAGAGGAACUGGAUCCCUGCCAGCAAGCAUGCGGUCAGCGUGUCCUUCUUCUACGACUGCGGCCGUAACGUCUACCGCAUCAUCAGCGUGGGCGGCACCAAGGCCAUCAUCAACUGUAUCGUGACACCCAGCAUGACGUUCACCAAGACGUCCCAGAAGUUUGGUCAGUGGGCCGACAGUCGGGCCAACACGGUCUACGGUCUGGGCUUUGCCACAGAGCAGCAGCUCCACCAGUUUGCAGACAAGUUCAAAGAGGUGAAGGACGCAGCUCGUCUGGCCAGAGAGAAGUCACAAGACAAAGAACUGGCCAACACCGCCCUCAGCAUCGCUGCACCUCAGGACCUCGCCGAUGACCUCCAGUCUCCUCCAGUGGUGUGUGUGAACGGGCCGGAGGACAAGCUGUUCCGCAGUCAAAGUGCCGACAUCACGCUGUCCUCUGAGAAGGAGCGAAUCAAGAAGAUGCUCUCUGAGGGGUCUAUCUGCGAGAUGAACCUGGAGGCGGAGCUCUUCACGCUGCAGGACAGCAACUCCAAAUUGGUGGCGGCGUUGCACGAGGCCAACGCUAACGUGGAGCAGUGGAAGAGGCAGCUGCACGCCUAUCAGGACGAGACGGAGCGGCUGCGAGAACAGGUGGCUGACCUCGAGGCCCAUGGGGGUCACGGCCCCAGUGACCGGCUGAAGGAUGAACUGACUCAGUCCCUGGAGGAGCUGGAGGCGCUACUGAAGGCUAAAGAUGAGGAAAUUCACAUUUUGCAAAGCAAAAGGGCAGAACACCAUGACAUAGAACGCGAGAGGGAUCAGGCGAUACAUAGAUUACGGGAAGUGGAGAUGCGUAAUUCCGAGUUGGAGCGGCGCAUCCAGAACACGGAGCAAAACUUGAACAACUCUAUGGAGGACCGAGAUCGCUUGGACACCGAGCUUCAGAGGUCCAUUGAAAUUCUCGACAUCAAAAUCUUUGACCUCAAUGAUCUCCGCCAGAGCCUCGUGAAGCUCGUCGACAAAUAACGCGUCAGGAUGAAGGAACAGAAGUCAAACAGAUGGGCGGCCCGCACGGGAAGCAUCUUGUCCGCAGGACUCGGUGAAUAGAUGUCGGUCGGCCUAACGACGUAGCGCUUCAUGUUGCUUCCAUGGAAACAAUGCAAUAACUUCAAGGUAACUGCUUUCAAGUGCAAGAUAUUUUAAACACUAAGGACAACCGGUGCUUGUAGUAUUACACGUAGUACGACUUUAGGAUUUAAAAAGCGCAUCUUAAGUGUUAUUACGACUGAUAAGAGGCCUUGUUUUACUGUCUUUCUUGAAACCAGUAAAAAUGAGACCUGAUGAACUGCCUUGUCCACACAAGCACACAUUAAAACUGCAUUCACAGCCAGAUACACGGAUUCAUGUGAGUAGUUGUUCAUGCAUUAUGUAGCAGCAAUAAGACAGAGGACCGUAUUUUCCGGACCAUAGGGCGCACUGCCGAUGAAUGGUCUAUUUUUGAUCUUUUUUCAUAUAUAAGAUUAUAGGCCGCAUUAAAGAGGUCAUAUUAUUUUAAUUUUUUCCUAAAUGUAGAAGACUUCUUUGUGGUCUACAUAACAUAAUAAUGGUGGUCAAAAUGUUGCAUAGAUGAUGUUUUACACAUCAUCUUCAAGCCGCUUUCUGGAUGCGCCGUUUUGUGGGCGGUCCUAUUUACGUGCCUCCACUUCGACAGCGUCUUCUCCCCGUCAUCUUUGUUGUAGCGGUGUAGCGCGCAAGGACGGGAGUGGAAGAAGUGUCAAAAGAUGGAGAUAACUGUUUUAAUGACAUUCAGACUUUACUUCAAUCAAUAACGGAGCAGCAUCUCCUCAUCCGGAAACAACAACAACACCCAGAAAUGUGUCCCGUGAAAAACCGUCCGACCGGAACUCUAAUAACUAAAGUUCCUUGGGUGAAUAAUGUAAACUCACUACACCGGUAUGUUUACUGACAGAUAUAAGUAAGAACUUUACAGUACUUUAUAUUAGAAAUGGCAACAGCGGAGGAUGAAUGUCCCAUAACAAGAAGAUAUAGAAAAAGAAGCCUAUCAACAACGGUGUCGUCAUUGACUACAAAAGGCGGACGCCCGCAUUUUAUCAGGAUUUAUGCAGAUCCCAAAUGCGGAUCAGCAGGUAACAGAAGGUAAAAAAAAGUUGCUUUUGCGUAAUAUUGCGAAAACAAGACGCCAGAUAAUAUGUCUUACCUUAUACACCAGGGGUGGGCAAUUAAUUUUUACCGGGGGCCGCAUGAGCAACCCGAGCACUGCUGGAGGGCCACAUCGACAAUAUUUCAAUUAAAUUUUGCUCAAUAUUAUUUUUGAUAUAUACCGUAAGAUAAAUAAUAAUAAUAAUAAUUAAUAAUACUUUCAUUUAACCUAACUUAACUUUAUACCAAAAGCACUGCUUUGGAAAUCAUUUGUACCCCUUUCAGAGAUCACAUUUAGUUCCCCUUAAACAUCCUCAUGUUGCACAAUGAAAUGUAAGCAUAGGAUGAAGUGUGCAUUCCUGUAACUUUCUCUAGUAACAGCAUUCCAUGAUUAAUAUGAAUAAAUUAACAUUAAUAAUAAAUGACAGUAAAAUAAGCACAUGUAUGACUGAGGAGUCAUAGUGUAACUUUGUGUGGUGUUUGAGUUGUCCGACUUUUUGUGUGGCCAUAAACGCACCAGUGGUUUAGUGGUAUGCGUGUUGGUGACAGACGACAAGUUGGUUUUGGCCUGGUUUGUACGGCAGAAAAUGACUAGUUUUUCGAGAUAGAAGUGUUUUACUCGUGUUUUUGGUGUGGUUAUGGCCGAAUAUAAACAGUUUUGCUCAAUAAAGUGAUCGAUAUAAUUCCUGGCCUUGAAGCAUCUCGAUAGACGUUACAAUAAUUGAACAGUGUUCAAUUUAACGGUGUUGAUGAACACCGUUAGGGCCGCUUGUUGUCACUGUCACUCAGAGUUGCAUUGCAAAAUUACACAGAAUAAAUGUGUUUAUUUUGUUUAGAAUUCAAAUGGGAUUUGAUUUGGUGCGCGGCAUAUAUUUGCUGUGCGCAGAGGACGCUUUAGCAGUGCGCGCACCUUAGACGGAACGUUGCUUGGCAGUCCAUGUCUUGUUGAAAACACGCCAUUCCUCAUCAACUUUUCUCUUUUUAGCGUCUCGGGUGUAAACCGUGCAUCACUUGUCUCUGUGCACCUUCACUCACAGGUUACACACGGACAUACGCCCAUAAAUAACACUUUUCAAAAUAAAAGCAGCACAGUUGUAUUGCGCGCAUGACAGAUGUUUUUUCAACUUUAUUUUGUAAUUUGUGAUUGUAACUGUUCACAUUCACUCACAAUCACGCACGCGCAUACGUCCACACGGAAGUAAUACAAAUAACGCUUUUCAAAACAAAAGCAGCACCGUUGUAUUGCACACUCGACAUAGAUACUAUUUUAAAUUUAUGAUUGGUCUCAACGCGGGCCGGACAGGGACGCACAAAGGGUCGGAUGUGGCCCGCGGGCCGCAGAAUGCCCUGGUCUGUUAUACACGCAUCAUACUAAUACUCCUAUGUUUAAUGCGGCGAAAAUCCAUCUAGCGGUGUGGCUUCAUAGCUUACCAAAGUCGUACUAAAACAUUUUGAUAGAUUUUUGAGCGCCGUGUGUAAUGUUCUAUAUUGUCAAUGGAACUUAUAAAAUGUACGUGUUGUUUACUUGAGUCAUAUUGCCAUCAUAGUGCAGUCAACACGUAUCUCUUAUGUUUGACUGCCAUCCACUGGUCACACUUAUUACAACAUGUACCAAAUAAAAUUGCUUCGAGGUCGGUAAGCAAAGCCAGAAUUAUUCCGUACAUUAGGCGCGCCGGGUUAAAAGGCGCACUGUCGAGUUUUGAGGGGGAAAAAAUGAUUUUAGGUGCGCCUUAUAGUCCGGAAAAUACGGUAGUUGAAAUGAAGAGAGGGUGUAUUUUGGUGACUUGAACUGUGUGAAUAAUAACACCAAAGCUCAACGUAUUAAGGUCUUUCAGCAGCUUCUGUGCUCACAUGAGGGAUUCUUCCAAUGAUGUAACUCAGGGGUGUCCAAACUUUUUCCACUGAGGGCCGCACACUGAAAAAUCAAAGCAAGCGGGGGCCAUUUUGAUAUUUUUUAUUUUAAAAAACAAUACAAUAUAUGUAUAAAAAAGAUACAUUUAGGCCUCCACUCAGACUUGAACCCGGGGACCCCAAAAGGUUUUGGUCAAAAAAAAUAUUACAAAUGUGUCAUUAUUUAGUAUUAUUAUUAUUCAAGGUUUAAAUCUCUAGAUCAACAUUAGGUCUAUUUGUCAAUAUAACGCUUUUAAAGAUUUGUGUUGUAUGCCAUUUUUGUCAAGGAAAACCGUGUUUUUUUAUGGAAAAAAACACAAAAUGUGCAAUAUUUUCCCCCAAUAAAAUUUUAAAGUGGAAUAUUUGAGAUUAUAUAAUAAUUGGAGUCUUAAAAAGAUCAAUAACUCAUAACAACAUUGAUUUUAAUUCAUUAUUUUUUUGAGCAAUGACACUUAAAAAAAAAAAAGUCCCACUAAAAUGAUUGGGGAUCCAAAAGGGUACUGCUCAGUAAAGUUUAAAAAAAUAAAUCCAACAUUUUUUUUUAACUUUUACCACAAUAGUCUCAAGAUCAACUUCAGAUCUAUCCGUCAAUUAUAAGUUUGAUUGUUGUUUAUGUUUUUUGUUUGUUCGUUUUAGGCCCUUCUUUAAAAAACUUUGUUUUUUAAAUGGCAACUAAAAAAUAUGCAACAUUUUCCCCUCAAAAUAUCUCAACGUGGAAUAUUUAAUGUGACAUAAAUGGAGCCUUGAAUAGGUCAAUAAUUCAUAAUGACAUUGAUUUUGAUUCAUUAUUAUUUUUUAAAGAAAGAAACAGCGUACAUGGCAGCUUUGUGUUAUUAGAGUAAAUAAUGCAACAUUUUCUUGUUACAUUUCACCUGUUUGCUCUUUUAUACCACUUUUUUUUUUUUUUUCAUCGUAUUUUUAGAAUGUGCCGUGGGGACGUUAAAAAAUUACCUGCAGGCCGCAAAUGGCCCCCGGGCCGCACUUUGGACACCCCUGAUGUAACCCAUAAGGCGACAACUUAAGUGAUGAAUAGAAACUUACUUACUGUAUGAUCGCUCCACCUCGGCUGUGACGCAUUCAAGGACUUUAGGGAUACUUCCAAGACUUGUCGUUUUCAUCAGUGGAAGAGGUGACACGUGGACGGGUCAACAGUGCAUCUAUUGAACAGCAGAAUGUCAGUAACAGUAUUUUUUUUUUUUUUACUGGACCACACAGACUGUAGAGUUGAACAUUUCUUUCUAGCCUUACUGUUUGUAUUCCCAGGAUGGUCGGAGAAAGUCACGGCGGAUGUUCCUUACAUGCUGUUACGAAAAAUAAAAGCAAGAGACCACAAACUUGUCUUUUUUUGUGCA
Molecule: messenger RNA, 6488 nt
Organism: Entelurus aequoreus (snake pipefish)
Lineage: Eukaryota; Metazoa; Chordata; Actinopteri; Syngnathiformes; Syngnathidae
Product: homer protein homolog 3-like
Exons: 11
Coding region: 1030-2112 (360 amino acids)
Biological process (GO): G protein-coupled glutamate receptor signaling pathway; regulation of store-operated calcium entry
Cellular component (GO): plasma membrane; postsynaptic density; dendrite
Molecular function (GO): G protein-coupled glutamate receptor binding
Source: RefSeq, a predicted model, not a curated record